Molecule: messenger RNA, 2382 nt
Organism: Mya arenaria
Lineage: Eukaryota; Metazoa; Mollusca; Bivalvia; Myida; Myidae
Exons: 2
Coding region: 95-844 (249 amino acids)
Source: RefSeq, a predicted model, not a curated record
CGUAUGCAAGUUUCAUCGCAAGAUGUGGACCAAUGUUUAUAGCAAACGAUUAUUUAGAAAAAAGAUGUAAAUAAAUGUGGAUUUAGAAAACACAAUGGGCUUUGUUGGAAAAAUUAUAUUGAAGAUAGUGACGAUAGUUCUAAUUAUACUGGAUAUAGCCGUUGGUUGGUUCAAAUUCUACCAAACAUUUUAUGAAAUCACAACGAAAGAUGUUUUCUGUGAACGUUCGGACCUUUACUGGCAGUUGUUCGCAGUCUUUGAAGGCAGCGGAACAAUUUUAGCAGUGGCGGAAAUCUACUACAUCGUUCGAGAGAUCAAGAAGGACCGAUGCUGUCACGACGAAUGUUUCGGACGGACGUUUAUUCUCAUAGUCCUCAUUUACCUCUUGUCGGUUAUUCCGGGGUCGAUUUUGGAGAUCAUCUUCCGGGAGCUGUGCGUCUGCUCAGGGUCAUUUAGCGUGGAAGGAUGGCGGCGAAACACGCGCGAUGUGGCGAAAGGCUUCCUCAGCGGCAUUAGCGUUAUCCUUAUGCAGGUUAUCCUCCACCUGACGGAGAUCUACUACCGCGGACGGCGUCUGUGGACACUUUGUACAACUAUGGCGAUGUGCUGCAGAUUUGCGCCAAAGGACAACGAUGGUGAGGGCGGUAAAAACACAAAUGUAAAAAAUGCCAGCGAGUGUAGUUGUGAUGAUAGCACCAGCGCUGACGACGACGACGAUGAUGAUGACGGUUGUUGUAAAGGGGUCAUGAUGUGCUUUGUGAUCAGCCUGAUUCUCGUUUUUGUGUUUAUAGCUUUAUACGUGGUGGAAAUAUUGUACAUCUUUUGUGAGCCAGUCUCUGGAUAGCUCAGAGAAAGUCAAAAAAAGAAAAAUGCUUUUUGAAUUGCAAAUUGAAACCGCUUACAUAUAAAUUGAUAAAUAUAAAUGUUAAAUAAAUUAUAACGUGUGCUUGAAAGAAUUCAUAGUUCUGCUAGUUGGAACGAACUGUUUUAUCGAGCGUUCUAGUUACAGAGAGCUCUAGUUAACUAGAUGGUACGUACUGUGUUACAGAGCGCUCUAGUUAACUAGAUGGUACGUACUGUGUUACAGAGCGCUCUAAUUAUCUAGAUAAAACGUACUGCUAUCUCAUAGAGCGCUCUAGUUAACUAGAUGGUACGUUUUGUUUCAAUAGAGCGCUCUAGUUAACCAGAUGGUAUGUACUAUAUUAUAGAGCGCUCUAGUUAACUAGAUUGUAUGUACUAUAUUAUAGAGCGUUAUAGUUAACUUGAUGGAACGAACUAUAUUAUAGGGCGCUCUAGUUAACUAGAUGGUACGUACUGUUUUAUAGAGCGCUCUAGUUAACUUAGUCUAGAUGAAACGUACUACUGUGUUUACAGAGCGCUCUAGUUAACUAGAUGGAACGUACUACUAUUUUAUAGAGCGCUCAUGUUUGAACGUUCUGUUUUAUAGAGUGCUCUAGUUAACUAGAUAAAACGUACUACUAUUUUAUAGAGCGUUCUUGUUAACUUUAUGGUACGUACUGUUUUAAAGAGCGCCCCAGUUCACUAUAAGGUAAGUAUUGUUUUGUAGAUCGCUCUAGUCCACUAGUUGUAUUGUACUGUUUUAUAGAGUGCUCUAGUUUACUAGAUGGGCCAUACAUUGUUUUAUAUAGCGCUCUAGUGCACUAGUUGGAAUGUACUGUUUUAUAGAGUGCUCUAGUUAACUAGAUGGACCAUACACUGUUUUAUAUAGCGCUCUAGUUACUAGAUGGUAUGUACUGUUUUAUAGAGCGCUCUAGAUAACUAGAUGGACCAUACACUGUUUUAUAUAGCGCUCUAGUUACUAGAUGGUAUGUACUGUUUUAUAGAGCGCUCUAGAUAACUAGAUGGACCAUACACUGUUUUAUAUAGCGCUCUAGUUACUAGAUGGUAUGUUUUAAUUUAUAGAGCGCUCUAGAUAACUAGAUGGACCAUACACUGUUUUAUAUAGCGUUCUUGUUACUAGAUGGUAUGUACAGUUUUAUAGAGCGCUCUAGAUAAUUAGAUGGCGACGGUUUCAAGUGUGGUAAUAAACUUAGAAGCAUUUCACCUUCAAAAUACCGACUUACCGACCUAUUUUAUUUGAUAGAAAAGAAAAAAAAAACCAAUUAAUUCGUUUUGGUCUAUCUAGAAGUAUCCAAUGGGGCAGUCCGAAAACUACAGAAGUCUGUCACUAUGCUUGUAGACAAACUCGAUCAAUCGAAGAAAUUGUGUCCGUAUAAAAGCGUCCGCAGUUGUGCCACUCUAAGAACACCACCUCUAACUCCAUCCCCUGGCCGCCCCUGACAUUAGUGAAAUAUCACAGGUAGCCGAAAAUGAUGUAAUUCAGAAGUCAAUAUGUGCUUAUAAAAUAAAUAUUCCGCUCUU